Folsomia candida is the source of this 3844-nucleotide messenger RNA. RefSeq names its product putative mediator of RNA polymerase II transcription subunit 26. Gene Ontology annotation, molecular function: protein folding chaperone. Bases 322 to 3564 code for a protein of 1080 amino acids. NCBI's taxonomy places the organism in Eukaryota, Metazoa, Arthropoda, Collembola, Entomobryomorpha, Isotomidae. The record is from RefSeq and is a predicted model, not a curated record. Gene Ontology annotation, biological process: protein refolding; response to heat. The transcript has 7 exons.
AUUGUACGGUAUCAGUUUCGAGUUCACUCUCCAAGUGUCAAGUUAUAAGAGGAGGCAAGUUAAGGAUAAACUUCUAUUUUAAAGUUUUUGCAACAAAAAAAAAGAAGAGAAAUACAGAUCCAGCAGUAGGAAAAGUUCGUGAACCAGUCUAAUUUAAUAGUGCCAACAUUACACACAGUAUUUAUUAAACGUGUGCAGCUCCUUAUUUAAAUAAAAAACAAUCAAUUUUAUCAAUACGUACGUGCGUGUGUAAUUUGUAGAUAAAUACGCAAAGUUUUAUCAGGAUUUUCACUAAAAACAAGGAAACCGUUCCUCCUCAAGAUGCCAAUGUCAGUCCAAGAGCAAAGCAGUACUUUUAGCAGCACGACGAAAAAGUCGGUCCAAGUCAUGCAAAGCAGUGGAUCUUUCGACCAACAGCAGAGCGUAACAUCUCCGACGCCAUCGGAUUUGUCCUCCUGCACGAGUGCCAGCUCCCUUGCGAGCGAUUCCACCCUCCGAGAUAUGCAAAUGGGACUCGUUUUCAAACCCCAAAUCCUCAACUUGGACUCGAUGAUGGGUUCGUUGGGGACAGAUUUUGAGGACGUGACGAGGGACGUGUGUCAAACCAAUGAUGGACAAACUUUCGAGAUGAAACUAGACGUUCAAGGGUACAAUCCUGAAAAUGUCGUUGUAAAAGUAGUCGACAACAUGGUCAGCGUGUCUGCCAAGCAAGAGCAAAAGAGUGAAAGUAACUUUAGCUCGAAACAAUUCAGUAAAAAGUUUAGUAUUCCGGCCGGAGUGAAAGCUGAAAAUUUGAUUUGCAACCUCACCACUUCCGGACAAUUGAAGAUUUCUGCACCCAUUGAAAAAAGUCACCAGCAAUCAGUUGCAUCAGCAAUUAGUGAAUCCGUAGUGAAAGCGGCGCAACACAAGCAAGUCUCAAAAACCCAGACGCAAGAAGAGUCGACCACUUCGUCGAGGAAGAGUUCUCUGAAUUCUGAUGUGAGCAGCAGUAUUCGAGAUAUGGACGAAUUUAUCCUGCGACCAAGGCGGAUCGACCUCAAUUCAUUGAUGUCAAAUACCGAGGUGCAGAACUUGUCUAGGGAAGUGAGCAAUAUCAAUGAUGGGAAGAAAUUUGAGAUGAAGAUCCAAAUCAACAAUUUUAAGGCGGAAGAGGUCCAAGUAAAAAUCACGAAGACGUUAAUCAAAAUUGAGGGAAAGCAUGAAAGUGAAUUUGCGAGUCGGUCAUUCAACAAGGAAUUCACUAUUCCUCAUGGCGUCAAGAGUGACACGAUCCAGUGUACGAUGAACGACGAGGGCGUCCUUACUCUUUCUGCGCCCAUUCAACAAUCGGCGAAUACAUCCGUUUGCCAACAAACGCAACAACAAAGGACCAAACAACAGGUCACGUCUUCCGUUUCUUCAAACGUCCAACAACAACAGCAACAACAAGUGCAACAACAAGUGCAACAACAACAACAAGUGAAACAGCAACAACACCAAACAAGUCAUAAAAUGUUGCAGGAAACCGGACGCAUGGACAGUUCCGAGUCUAUUACAAGCACAACGAGCAGUAUUCGAGAAUCGACGUCAAAACGUCUCGAGGAUAUGAUUCUCAGACCAAUUAUGAAUUUCGACUUGGAUGCACUCAUGGGAAAUAGGGAAUCUGUGUUUGAGGACGUUUCAAAACAAAUUUGUCAUGUGAAUGAGGGGAAAAAGUUUGAGGUGAAAAUCGAGGUCGUAGAUUACAAACCCGAGGAGCUCAAAAUAAAAAUUGCCAACAAUAUGGUGGUCAUCGAAGCCAAACAAGAAACUGCAACUUCGAGUCGAUCCUUCCAGAAGAAGUUUUCUCUUCCUCAAGGAGUCAAACCGGAAUCUAUCACCAGCAGCCUUAGCCCUUCUGGAAUAUUGACGAUUUCCGCCCCCAUCGAGGUCACCACGUCCAACGUAAACAGAACUGAACAACAAGUCACUUCGCAACAUCAAACUCAAACCCAAUCCGUGCAACAACAGCAGCAACAUAUUAAUCAGCAACAACAUUCUGAUAGCAAUACUUCAAUCAGUAGCACUCUUUCCAAUCGCGACUUUAUCCUCCGUCCCAUUAUGAAUAUUGACUUUAAUUCUCUCAUGGGAAACCGAGAAUCUCUCUUUGAAGACGUUUCUAAGCAGGUCAGCCAUGUCAAUGAGGGUAAGAAAUUUGAGGUCAAACUCGAAGUCCCUGCGGAGUAUCAACCAGAAGAGCUUCAAGUAAAAAUUGCCAACAACAUGGUAGUGAUUGAAGCCAAGCAAGAAACAGCGACGUCGAGCAGAUCCUUCUGCAAAAAAUUUUCUCUUCCUCAAGGCGUCAAACCAGAAUCUAUCACGAGCAGUCUUUCUCCUUCUAGAAUAUUGACGAUUUCCGCCCCCAUCGAGGUCACGUCCACGUCUUCGAAUGUCUGCAAUACCAGCGCUGUAAAUAGAACUGAACAACAAACCACCCAGUCGACCACUCAAUCCGUUAAGAAAGAACAGCACCAGCAACAGCAACAUCAACAAAUUAACCAGCAGCAACACUCUGACAGCAAUGCGUCGAUAAACAGUAAUAUCAGCAGCAUUUCGAGCAAAAUCGACCAGGACUUUAUCCUCCGUCCCACCAUGGACUUUGACGCACUGAUUGCAAAGGACACUAAAUUUGAGGACAUCUCUAAACAGAUCUGCCAAGUCAGCGACAGCAAAAAAUUCGAGACAAAACUCGAAGUGAGUGGAUUCCAGCCGGAAGAACUUAAGAUUUCCAUAUCUGACAAUAUGGUCACGAUUUCAGGAAAGCAGGAAAUGCGACAAGAAAAUAAUUUCUCGAGUAAAUCGUUCUUUAAGAAAUUUUCCAUGCCGGCGGGUGUUCUUCCCGAGAAUAUUACGAGUAGCCUCAGCCCACAAGGCGUCCUCACCAUUUCCGCCCCCAUUACGGAAACAAACCAGCAGCAGCAAAUGGUGGUUGGAGGAAAUACGAAGCAAACCACGGUCACAUCAUCGUCCACCUCGGUUACCCGGUCCGAACAGAGCAACAUUUCCGGAAAUCAACAGUCAAGACCUCAAAUCAUUCUUAAACCUAAGUUGAACAUGAACCAGAUGAUUUCUUCUGUUCACUCGAGCUUCGAAGACAUCAGCAAGGACUUGUACCACGUGUGUGACGGACAAACAUUUGAGAUGAAACUGCAAGUAGAAUCUUAUAAGCCUGAUGAGAUUGAGGUCAAAAUCUCCGAAAAUAUUGUAAUCAUUGAAGGAAAGCAGGAAAUGAGGGAGGAAAAUAACUUUAAGAGUCGCCAAUUCUGCAAGAAAUUCACCAUUCCAUCAGGUGUAAAACCGGAAACCAUCACGUGUAGCUUGAACGGUGACACGCUCUUGGUCUCUGCCCCCAUUGACGCGUCUCUGGCUCACAGUCAGCAGCAAAUCGAAUCUCAGAAUCAGCAACACCAACAACAAGUCUCACAAACGAGUCAGCAGUCAACAAAGAAAGUUACGCAAACUUUCUCCUCCACGACUUCUUCAACUUCUAGUUCGGAACAAGUUAAAUCGUCCUCCGACACGAUGCAGCAACAGCUAAAGUGAAUCUUUUAAGCGGACAUUUUUAUAAAUAUGUAAAUAUAAAUGGCAUCAGUAAUUACCUAAUUUAAGCGAUGAAAAUUCUUCUAAAAUAUUAUGACGGCUAGAUUUUGUGCUAAAUAUGCAUACGAAAUACUCAUGAGAUGAGCUUUAUGUUGUGUCUUGUUUUCGCUUGGUUGGUAUUUAUACGCUUUGACGACUUUUAAUUUGAUAUAGAAUUUCCUGAAAUUGAUACGCAACACACUUGUUGAAAAUAAUAAACUCGUGUUUUUAAUUGGCAACUGAA